UUCUUUCUUCCAUUUGCAAGCUUUUAUGCUUAUUUUCCUUCGUCAGAUGAAUCACGGCAACAAAAUCUAAUCUUGAUUUCUUCUUCAUUAAUAGCUAAAGAUUACAUUUUUUGGGUUUCACAUUCAAUUCGCCGCUUACCCUUUUACUUUAAAGAUUGCAUUGUUGUUUUCACCCUGAAGUACAUGAAUUUCACCUAGGUUAGUCCGAUCAGAUGCGGAUCAAUCGUAUAUUAUUAUUAUUAUUCCGUAUACAUUUUCUUUUAGGAGUAAUAUAUUGCUACUUGGAAUUUUAUCGUUUUUCAAUAUAUUGAUAAUACUCCAAGGAGCUUGUGAGAAGGGGUCAGAUUUGCUUACGCAUUUGUGACUUCUUGAUAUUCAUCAAGAAGAAAAAUAAAGAAACUAUAUAUUGCCUUUCGAUACAGACGGGUAUUUUUUCAUUUUUAUAGCUUGUGUCCCAAUGAAUUUGUGACUUAAAAAUGUUCCAUUUCUAAUCGCUAUUGGGCCAUCAAACUUGGUGUCAUUGCUGAAUUUCAAACAAGAUUUUCCUUUGUGGCUGUUCAAUGAAGUUUCACUACCUCGGACACAUUGUUCUUUAACAAGAUUUUAUUAUUUCUGUCAUUGAUGGGCUGCUUUCACUCAAAAAUCUCCCGAUACACCCCUGGUUACGAGAAGCCAACAGUGCUCGCUGCUGAAACAGCUUUUACGGUGAGUGAAGUUGAAGCAUUAUAUGAGCUGUUCAAGAAAAUAAGCAGCUCUAUAGUUGAUGAUGGGCUCAUUCACAAGGAAGAGUUUCAGCUGGCACUUUUCAGGAACCAAAACCGGAGAAAUCUGUUUGCAGACAGGAUCUUUGAUCUCUUUGAUUGUAAAUGCAACGGAGUAAUUGAGUUUGGAGAAUUUGUAAGAUCAUUGAGUGUGUUCCACCCAAAUGCACCAGAAGCCGAUAAAAUUGCAUUUGCAUUCAGAUUAUAUGAUCUAAGGCAGACUGGGUGUAUUGAGAGAGAAGAGCUAAAAGAGAUGGUUUUGGCGCUGCUACAUGAAUCAGACUUGGUUCUUUCUGAUGAUGUAGUUGAAAUGAUUGUAGAACAGACAUUUACUGAAGCAGAUAAAAAGGGUGACGGGAAGAUAGAUCAAGAAGAAUGGAAGGAGUUUGUCUCAAAGAAUCCCUCUCUUCUAAAGAAUAUGACCCUUCCAUACCUGAAGGACAUAACUUUAGCAUUUCCUAGCUUUGUGAUGAGCUCCGAGGUUGAUGAUUUGGAAGUCUAAGCUCAUACUUAGCAAAAAGCAUGCGCAGUUGAACUGGUGAUGCAACAGAAGUGCAAAAAAGGUCAAGAAUCUGACAAACAUCAGGUUUUGCAUCGACUUAUUUGGAAGUUCACCACACAAGAGUGAACUUAAGAGGCAGAUUUAUCAGUUUUCUGCCAUAGUCUCCAAUUGCUUGGCAAGAUGUACUACUUUUUAAAGUUUCUAGCUAGUCAGCUGGAGUUAGAAAGCAAGGUAGCAUUGUUCAUAUUAUAGUUCUUCAAAAUCCCGUUGGUCUAGGCUAAACUUUCGACAGGGAUUGUUCCAAUUUUUUCCCACUUCUCAUGUACUUAAAAGCUCUAUCAUGUAUAAUCUUUGAGAAACAGCAAUUUUUUGUGAUGAAGAUGCUAAAUUUUUUGUCGAGAUAAUAAACAUGUAAAAGUUGUGCCAUAUCUAGUAAUAUGUUCAUUUGCUGGAUUUUUGGGUUACUUGAUAAGCAAAGUUCGAUUUGCUUUGAUUCAAUGGACU
Messenger RNA from Lycium barbarum (goji berry), 1767 nucleotides. RefSeq names its product calcineurin B-like protein 7. The transcript has 9 exons. Gene Ontology annotation, biological process: calcium-mediated signaling. Bases 622 to 1263 code for a protein of 213 amino acids. The record is from RefSeq and is a predicted model, not a curated record. Gene Ontology annotation, molecular function: kinase binding; calcium ion binding. NCBI's taxonomy places the organism in Eukaryota, Viridiplantae, Streptophyta, Magnoliopsida, Solanales, Solanaceae.